UACUUCCACGUCGCCUCUCUCAAGUCCUCCAACAAACACCUCGCAGAGCAGCAAACUGAGACGCCGGAGCCGCAGAAGAUGGUAUCGACCCUCAUGGCCCCCGCCUCCCGCGCCGUCGCCGGCAAGACGCCAUUCCUCGGCGCCCGCCCCGCCGUCGCCAGCCCCCUCCGCGACGUCGCCGCCGCCGCGUCCAACGGCAGGAUCUCCAUGAGCAACGAGCUGUGGUACGGGCCAGACCGGGUGAAGUACCUGGGCCCAUUCUCGGCCCAGACGCCGUCAUACCUGAGCGGCGAGUUCCCGGGCGACUACGGCUGGGACACGGCCGGGCUAUCGGCCGACCCUGAAGCCUUCGCCCGGAACAGGGCGCUGGAGGUGAUCCACGGGCGAUGGGCGAUGCUCGGCGCCCUCGGCUGCGUGUUCCCGGAGGUGCUCCAGAAGUGGGUGGGCGUGGAGUUCAAGGAGCCCGUGUGGUUCAAGGCGGGCGCCCAGAUCUUCUCCGAGGGCGGGCUCGACUACCUGGGAAACCCCAACCUGGUCCACGCGCAGAGCAUCCUGGCGGUCCUCGGCUCGCAGGUGCUCCUCAUGGGCCUCGUCGAAGGGUUCCGCAUCAACGGGCUCGACGGCGUCGGGGAAGGCAACGACCUUUACCCGGGCGGGCAGUAUUUCGACCCGUUGGGACUAGCCGAUGACCCUGUCACUUUUGCUGAGCUCAAGGUGAAGGAGAUCAAGAACGGCCGGCUCGCCAUGUUCUCCAUGUUCGGGUUCUUCGUGCAGGCCAUCGUUACCGGGAAGGGGCCCUUGGAGAACCUCUUCGACCACCUUGAUGACCCCGUCGCCAACAACGCCUGGGUUUUCGCCACCAAGUUCGCGCCUGGGUCUUAGGCCCUGGCACGGCACGGCGCCUGGUCCGCCAUUGUAAACUACUCUUCUCUGUGUGUAUAAACGUACCAUGCGUGCAAAUUGCAAAGAAUGGUCGAUGUGGAUUAAGGAACUUCAGAUAAGUGGAGGUUUUUUUGGUUCGUUUUGUGU
Molecule: messenger RNA, 1029 nt
Organism: Brachypodium distachyon (stiff brome)
Lineage: Eukaryota; Viridiplantae; Streptophyta; Magnoliopsida; Poales; Poaceae
Product: chlorophyll a-b binding protein of LHCII type III, chloroplastic
Exons: 2
Coding region: 79-882 (267 amino acids)
Biological process (GO): response to light stimulus; photosynthesis, light harvesting in photosystem I
Cellular component (GO): chloroplast envelope; chloroplast thylakoid membrane; plastoglobule
Source: RefSeq, a predicted model, not a curated record